GCCGUCCUUCACGCCGUCCGUGGGUGCCUCACACACACACGUGUAGACGGGAGACAGUGGUGUACGUACACGCGGCCUGUGCGCACGGCAGCGGCUCCCCCUCGCUGGCUGGAGGACCCUCCCCGUGACGCAACUCCUACCUGGACUGAUAGUGGUAGUUGCAGCGAACGGCCGACAGAGGUCAGGACCGAGGACUCUACUUCUCACACAGAAAAAUCAGAGGAUUCAGAAACAUCAGUCAUCAUCUUAGAAACGCAUGGCGCUGACCCUAAUCUCUUGAGGAGCGACCCAGAGCAAGGAGCAGCAAGCCACGACGCCACAGACACGGAAGCGUCGCCACCGAAACCCGAAAGCGACUCCUCGACACAAGAGUCGAAGGACGCAGAGAAGAGAUUCAGUCGAGAUUCGACCGAGACUGACGAAGGCGAUUACGCCGAAAUCGGGUCCCAGACUGACACCUCCACGGACACGCUGGUGUUCGAUGUGUCCCAGAACGACCUAGACGCGACCUACACGGAGGAGAGCUCAAGGGGAGCGAGUGUAGAGUUUGAUCAGGCGACAGGAGCCUAUAUUGAAUAUCCGAACGAAGCCUCAGACGACGAAUCUCUCAAACGAAGCCAGUCUGAGGAGGAUUACAGCUCUUUCGGUGAAAACGAUUCGUUUUUCGUAAACUUCGAAGAGGAGCUCGAGAAGGUAGAGCAGCAAUACCCGGAAUUGGAAGCGAAGCACUUGCUCUCUGAAGGAGGUGAGGAGCAGGAAGCAGAGGAAGGGGUCGUGUGGGUGUGCGAGGUGGUAGAAGGGAGUAGCACGUGCUUCACAAUAGCCGAGGAAGUAGAGGAAGAGGAGAAUCCCGCGCCACAAGUCGGAAAACUGGAUUCCACCAUGGGACAAUAUUAUUCCAGUGCCUCUGGGGGGGACCCCUCCAGGGGCGAUGCCUCCGGAUCCUUACCUUCGUCUCCCCGGUCGUCUGAAGGCUGGAGAAUGUCCAUGGCUUCUACAGCAACAGUGGCUUCAUCUGCUACAGCAAAUUCAGACGAUACUCUCGCCAAAGACAUGUCAGAGCUCUCUUCGAUUAAUUCACGUCUGUCAUAUCUCGAUGAAGCACAGGACGACGUUAAGGUCCAUUCACUAAACCAAAAUACAGACCCCGAUAUAAUCCCAAAGGAGACCCCGCAACCCGACCAGACUAGGCAAACAAGCAUCAAAGACGCUAUUGAUGAGCUCGAGAGCAUUGAACAGGCGGCGCAGACGCUGCUGCUGAAGCGACAGUGUAGUGACGACGAGCGUGCCACACCUGUCCCAGGCGACGCAAGUCGCACAAAGCUAUCAGGUGAGAAAAUAUUUUUCUCAGAUCAGCACCUAAGUACUGAAACAUAUGAAUUGAAAUCAGGUGACAGCACGACAGUAGAUUCUGCGCAAAACAUAUAUGAAAAUUCCAACAAUUCUGAAAGGUAUGCUGGCGUAGAUAAGCCUGAAAGCUCAUUUUCCCCGGAGAAUGUACACAAGAAUGACAGGUAUACAAAAGAGGAAAAAGUUUCUGUAAUUAUAUCUGAGGACAAGCCUCCCCUGCCUCCGACAGCUGGCAGUCAGCCACCCAAAGUUGAAGUGAAACGCCGCUGGUUUUCACGCUCCAAGGAAAUUCAGCCUUACAUAUCUCGGGAGUCUUACAACAAUGAUAAGAUAUUCAAGGAGCUGGAGAGACUGCGCCGGAGCUUCCAAGAGAGCGACCUCAAUGAUUUCUUAGACACCCUGGAGAACACCGCCAUUCCGGACGAUAUGGACGAGGCCUUCCUGCGCCAGCUUCUUCUCGACAUCCGCGAGGACGUCGAGGGCCCUCCCCCCUUGGCCGAAGGAGACGCUCAGCUGACCGAGGACGCCGAAAUCAUCGAGGCCGAGGCUGCCACACCAGUACCUGACGCAGAAGCUGUUGCCGAAGCAGCGCCCCGCCAGACGGCCACGGGAAGCAAGUUCGAAAAGGUAAAGGAGAGAAUUUUGGAAAUGAUUAAAGUCCGAAAGAAGGAUAAAGGCAAAGACGGAGAUGACGCUGACACACCCAACUUGCAGAAGGACGAUUCUUUGUCUAAUGAGCUUCUUAAGGAUGAUUCUAGUCGCUCUGAAACCCCGCAGAUUAGCCGAUCUAUCACUCCACAGUCCCUGCGGCCUGACACCCCAGAUUCUAAAUCAAACAGGCCCCUCACGCCAGAUUCUUCAAAAGGCGACGAGUCAAAGAAAGGCUUCAACAUCGCCGAAUUUCUCAAGAAGGGGUCACCGAAAUAUCUUAGAAAGAAAUACAAGGAACGAAAGAAUCGUAAAUCGGAUGUACUGACGACGUCUGAAAGCGAAAGUGAAGAUGCAGAAGGAUAUAGGAAAGACGUAAAUUACUCAAAUAAUUUGUCACAAAAGAAAACGAUCCUCACUGAUAGUCAGUCAAGCCUUAAGGGAAGCAACCGGUCUCUCACCGCUUCCCAGGAACUCAAGAAGGAAGUGAGGUUUGAUCUGAACACCGAUACUCAGAAGAAGGGCGGGGAUGAAGCCAAAGACGCGAAAAUAGAAGCAGUAAAACCAAUAAUAGUGGAUGAGAAAGCGAAGGAUUCUCCCAGGCUCUCAGGGCCACAGAUGAUCACAUGUGAAGCUCAGCAGCAGGAAACAGUUAUCCUCAAGGAAUUUGAAGAGACGACGCAGGAAAUGGAAAAUGACUAUAUCCUGAAUCUUCCCUCGACCGUCGAGGACAUAAACGCGCGAGCCGAGAAUUUGCUUCCCAGGCUACCUGAGCGAGCCAAACCUCCAAGAAGAAGAAAGAAGUUAAUACCCGCGCCCGUCGAGGAGCUGAGUACCGACGUGCAAUCUGAAACGACCUCCACGACCUCCGUUGAGUCGGUCAAGGAGACCCGCGCUGAAAGCCUCAAGGUCAAUGCAGCGCUCAAGGACGAGUCUCCUCCGCCCUUGCCUCCUUAUGAUGAAGUAGCAGAACUUGAGACAUGCACUCCCACGUACAUACAGGUUGUUGAAACGACUCGUCAUCCUGAAGACAUUGCAGAAAUAGUGGAAGAAAUAAUAGAAAUAACAGAAAGAAGGGUGAAAGUCCCUCCUCCUCCGCCUGUCACGACUUCAGGUUCAUCUGCAACAGUUAUCAACGAAAUCAUCAUUCUGAACUCUGAGGCUUCGACCUCUGUGGCGUCCACGACAGACAGCCAUUCUAGCGACGGCCUCGUGGACCCGAUACCAGUGACGUCCGUGGCGACGAUAUCCGUUGCACCUGCCCCGGAGACAGCGGUGGUGGUGAUGUACCCGCCAAGGACACUGCCGCUUCCCGUGAUUCAGGAAUCCCUAAACGAGGAUCAGGUGUCCCUUCCGACUCCAAGUGAACCGACACUGUCCUUCAGUACUCUAACGUCAAGCGCCACGACGCCCUUAGAGGGUGAUCACAACGAGUCUUUUUACGAUAAUGCUAAUCCAUUUGCAGAAUUUCAAGAGAAGGAAGAAAAGACCCUCUCACUUCAGCAUGAUACAGCUGAAAUUAUAGUCGAGGCCGAAUCACCGACGAAAGCCACAAGUGUGGAAAAAGAAAAUAAAGCUGAUAUUUCUGAAAGAGUCGAAGUAACAAAUAAAGAAAAUACAGAUUUAGAAAAGAUAGAUUUACAGAAGGACAUCUUGGACUCACAGAUUAUUGAAGUUACCCCUCAAAUUCCUGAAACCAAGGUCGGAGAAAUAACUACUGAAGUAAUUCCCUGUGAGUCCUUUGAAGAAGUUACUCCUGGAGAGACGAAGGUAGAGGAUGAGAAAGUGUCUAAAGCAAAGCCUGAAGUAGAGCCUGAAACGAUGCGUGAAGAAAAGCCAGAAGCAGAGUCUGAAACAAAGUCAGGCGUGAAGCCCGAAGCAAAGCCUGACACGAAAUCAGAAGACAUCCUUGAAGUAAAGACAGAAGAGACAGAACGCUUGAUAACCGAGGCGUCUGUAGUAGAAGAAACAACAGAAUCCAAAUCGGAGACGACUUACAAGGCGACUGAAGAUAUGAAAGAUAAGCAGCUGCCAGAUUCUCAGCAGGAAGCUUGCAAGAGCCCUGAAUUAGAGAAAAAGGAAAUAGCUGAUAUUGAUGCUCUUGCUGCAUUGACAGCUGAGAUGUUUAAAUUUGCAAAUGAAAAGGAAUCGAGCAAAACGCAAAAACAGAGUGAAGCAUUGAAAUCAGCAGUCGUAAAUGAUAGCUCAGUUGACACAUCUGACAUGGCAACUCAGAAGGACACUUCAUCCGAGGCGCCUCAAGCACAGACACAAGACAUGAGCACCACUACAGAGACGAAGGAGAUGGUGACCCAGACGGAACAGGACGCCUCGCCUCGAGCGAAAUCUGUCAAGGAGAUGGUAAAAAGCAACACGAUCGCCAUUCAGACGGACGCCACUCGUCUGGUGCGCAUGUACGAGGCGGCUUCGCAGACGGACACCGAGUACGAGACGGACCUGGAAACCGAGUCGGAAUUGGAGGAGAAUGCCUCGGGGCGCUACGACGCCAGCAAGUGGCUGUUCAGGCCCACGAACGACGCCAAGGCGAUGGACCCGCAGAUGCAAGAGUUACACAAGCAGCAGCAGAUGAUGAUCCAGGAGCUCCAGCAACAGAGCGUGAUGCAGCAGCAGAAGCAGAAGAAGGCUCCCGAAGUCCCCCCGCGUCAGUUUCAGCAAAAGAUGCCCAUGCAGGUGGUGGAAGAGCUGAAGAGCGUGCUUGCAGAGAACGGAGAUGACGCCACGCGGCUGAAGAAGACCGCCGACCCUCCCCCCCGAUGGGACUCGGACCUCACGUGGGAGAACGAUGAUCUGGCACCCAUUCCCGAGGAGGCACCCGAGCCCAGUGCCAGAGCGGUGGGCGGUGUAGUUGACACGCGGCAGGCUUAUGCUGUAGAGGCAGAGCCCGCAGGUGUUCCUCCCCACGCGCACCAGGCAGCAGCUGGCGCCUCUGACCACGUACAGCAGACAUCAGCUGAUGUUUCUGGCGUCAUGCAUAUACCACCCAGUGACUCACAUCAUAAGAAGCAGGCUUCUGCUUCAUUUUCUCAUCUCGUGCAGCAGGCGGCAGCUGGUGCCUCUCCUAAUUCGCAGCAGACUCCAGUUGGUGCUCCGCAGCACGUGCAGCAGACACGUGACAACCUCUUUCACCAUAAUCACCAGUCACCAGAUCGCCUAGCAGAAACAGCCUCACCUGCGCCAGGUAAUGUCGCAGCUGAUCAGCAGGCAGCAGACACCCAGACCACAGCAAAGAUCCGGGCCAACGUGUACCCCUGCUUCGCUCCUGUGCCCAAGCUCCCGAGAGGAAAGCCUCCUGUGCCGCGCCCCGUCCGCCGCCUGAGCGCCGAUGGGCAGGAGGACGGCUACCUGAGCGACCCCGGGGCACGACGAGGGAACGGCCGCCUCAGGCAGACUCCGGACAGAGCAAAACCUCCGGUACAGGCGCCGGCGGAGGACCGCGGCUAUGCCACCGACUCGGAGGUGGUAGUGAAGGCAGAGGGGAAGAAGACGCUGCUCGGCACGUGGACACCCUUCGGGCAACCAGGGCGUGACCCUCCACCUCCUCCCUCCACCCCAGCUCAUGCCUUACAGGAGCUUGGCUUGGACGAGUCGACUCUGCUGAACGAGAUCGAACAGAUUCUCGGCUUCGGUUCGCUCUCGUCCAAGAGUCGAACGGAAUCCCACUCGCAGAACGAACUCGCGUCCCCCCGCCCGGACCCGGUCGCCAGGGGGCAUAAGUUGGGCAAAUCCAGGAGCGAAGAAGCCCCCCUCGUGCCCGGGAGGGAGUCGAGCAAAGGAGUGUGGUCACCUGGAAGGACAGACGAGAAGGACUCCUCUGGUCCCUCCAAGAUCGAUGUCCCUGACCUUCCCUCAUUCAAGGAUCAACCUACAAUCUGGAGUCCCAGCAGAGGAAAGACACCACCUGCACGAAGCACCUACACGAGAACCGACUACGCAGGAUACUCUCAUCGCGUAACCCGAGACGAUGAAAUAGAUAUUAAGUACCUCGAAGGUCUUUUCCGUUCACUGUUUUCACCCGACCAAAUUGAGCGAGCUGGCAGCGCGAGCCCGAGCCUGGGACGAAAAGAGUACCGGAAGAUCACGUACGAAGGAACCUUGCAGAAGCGGCCGUCGCAGGAGAAUGUCUCAGCCCCGCGCCCCGAGGAGAGCUUUGCCUGGAAGGACAAAGAGAUUGAAAGGACGCUGAAGUCCCCGACGUCUACGCUGCCCAAGGUGCAAAACCCGACGGUCACCCUCCUGCAGAAGAAACGAGAUGACCCGCAUUCGACCUCAGAUGGACAGAUUCCUGGAAAGCGGCCGGAAUACCUAAAGGGUGAUGAUUAUGGUCCCGCUUAUAAACCAGACGAUAAGUUGUACACCAUUAAGAGAGAGUACGAGUCAGAGGACGAGGAAGGCAGUCGCCGCUUCGCUGUCUUAGGGCCCAAGAAGGUACAUGGUGUUGGCCCAACCACCAACGACGGAGUUCCUACCACACUUAAGUCGGGUGUGAAGUCUGAGCACCAAGGAGAGUGGUAUCGCAGGAUGUUCGAUUCUCUACAUAAAGUUAAAGAUGACGAUCACGUCAUCAUCAAAUACAAAUGCCCACGAGCCCGCUACGGGGGCUACAUGUCGGAGCCCGAAGGCUACGACUCCGACGUGGGCUCCUCGCGCUACGCCACCCUCGACCGCCGCCGCAUGCACCACUUCGAUGCCGACCCCAUGAGCUCCAGCCUGCCAAGAGACUACCUCGCAGAUUUGGAUCCUUUCUUCAGGAAUACCAACCGCUACGUCCACCAGCCGGGUCGCAUCGAGGACUACGUGCCAGGCCAUUCCUCACUCUCCGAAAAAGAGCAGAAGAAGAACCCGGAGGCUGAAAUUAAACACGAGGCCAAGUCUCAGGAGCCCCCGCCGGUGUCCGUCAACCACAGGCUCGGGUCGCAGAAGAUGUCAAUGACCCAUGCCCUGAAGGAGUCUGGAUACGAGAGCGAUAGCACGUUGGUGUUCCGUAAGCGAGAGGACGCUCGCCGUCAGCCUCCCGACCCGAGGAAGACCAGCCAGGUGUACCGCCAGAUCCAGCGCGGCGGCGACAUCCCCCUGACCGGCCUGCAGAAGACUGCUCCCGCGAAGCCGAAAGACGACUACUACGUGGUGUACUCUGACCUGGACCUUGGUCUGCACCACCCAUCCCUCUCCGACCUGGCCUACGCCCGUGUCUCGCCAAGAGCCAUGUCGCCACCGGCCAAGCCUCCAGUGCCAACCUUCGGGGAACGGAAAAGGUCGGCACCCUCCAAAGUGUCCCUGGCCCCGUCGCCCCCACGCCGCAUAUCGUCCAAGUGGCACCCGUCCCUCAUGAAGGCCUACAAGGACCGACCUCCCAUCCCUUCCCCGCGGUCCACCUCGGCCGAGCGAGUGCGAGAGACGCGAGCUCUGUAUUCCACGUGGCAUCGCGAGAAGGUCGCCCGCUCCAGGGAGAAGCUGGGCUCCUCUCCUGCCAGAACCAAUUCCCUGGGACGAACAUCCUCGUCAGCCAAGCAAUCCAGCGAGGUUCGGGAGAACUUCCUGAAGGAGCGUCGUGCUGUUUCAGAGUCACGGUUUACUCUCGAAGAUCGUGAGAAAUCGCCACCUCGAAGAACUCCUUCGCCCCCCAAGGCUAGUUCCCCCGUCAGACAGGCCGAUGGUCGUGAAAAACUGCACCAUAGAGCCUCCUUGAAAGAUGUAUCGCCAGACAAAGCAGGGACAUACAGGAUCAAGGUUCAGGAGCCACUUGUAACCAAAGGCCACAGCCGGUCGCUCAGUGCUGAUGCACAGAGAAAAUGGUCCAACACCUCAACAGAGAGCGGGAUGUAUAGUGUCACACGACACACAGUGAGUAGCAUGAAUAAGAUCAGAAGACCCUCGCAGCAAAAUGCGGUUGACAGCCGAAGUAGCAGUGCAGAUGCCACCUGCAGGAGGAGACGAAGCAGCUGCUUAUCCCCAGAGCCACAGCUAGCUUCCAGGAAAUCGCCAGUAGGUCGGAAGGACAGCCGUCACAGAGAGUCACCCUAUUCAGAUGUGUCUCUGGAAGUUGCUGAUGACAAGAAGCUAAAACAGAGUGAAAGCUUUGACACAACCCAGAGUAAUGAGACAGGGUACUCCAGCAUGCUCGACCUUUCACCCUCACCAGUGCCAGACAGGAGGACCGAGGAGCGUCGAGCAAGGAAAAAGUCAGAAUCUCCAGUGCGACCUCACUCGGCCCCUACCCCGAGGCGCUCUCGCUAUUCGCACUCCUUCAGCGAACAGAGGAACAAGUGGGAGGCCAUAACACGGGGCGAGGCUGUGGGUCGCAGGUCUCGUAGCCCGUCAAGGAGCACAUCGCCUCUUCGGUCCCUCCAGCUGGUGCGGCAAGUGAGCAGCAGCUUCAGGAACAUUCCAGCAGAAGUCUUUUCAGAGUCACGUCGGAGUAAGAGUCUGGAGGUACUGACCCCCUCGCCACACUCUCACCCCCAGCGCUAUCGCCAAUACAUCCUGGAACUUCGAAACGCUGCUCCCCGCAAUGCUCGCAUCUCACAGCUACGGCGCCUGUUUACAUCGCUUGAGCGAGUCCAUCGCCUCGAGCGCUCGGUGAGUACCGUGGAGCUCUCAGCAGCAGAUAAUCGCGCCCAUGAAAUUAUAGAUUUCGAGACAUGGAAGAGUAUGCGUGAAAAGGAAAGAAAGGCUCUUGAAUAUAAUGUACUCCUGAAGGAACUGAAUGUGGCUCAGAAGGAGCGAGAGUUCCUUUAUAAAGUGACUCCGGAGAAGAAAUGGGCCGGUGACUGCCGACUUCGAGGCCGUGACGUGAGUGUCCCAGAGCUUCGUGAGAAAUUUGAUUCACUCACAGAUAACAGUUCCGAGAUCUCCCAGAAGCGACGCCAGGAGUUAGAGAACUCCAAGGACACGUACCGAGGACUGUGGCGUGGCUCCUCGGUCCGGGAUGUGUCGCGGAUGUACGAGAGUCCCGAGCGAAGCCGCAGUAGCAGGCGCGGUUCUAGUCUGAGUCUUUCACGUGAAGACUCGGGUAUAAGAGCUCGUGGCCUUUGGACCAGCCUCAGCCUGGAGCAAGUCAAUGCCUUUCGUGACCACCUCUCGGAAAUCUACGGCUCCAUGCAGAAUGUCCGCUCUUGGCGAGAGAGGAAGCAGAUGAGCAUGGAGAGGUCACCCAACAAGAGUCAACGUGAGCUUGCCAAAUACAGCGUGGACGUCUCAGAGACCGGGCGCGUCCUGGCAGAUAAGCUGCGGACCCUGCACGUGCGCCCGCCGCCAGAGUCCACCCGAAGGCCUCCCUCCAGGCAUUCAUCACCUCCAAGGGCUGCGAAGAGUUCCGGUAAUGUUCAUCAGUACGAGGAUCAGCGACGUCAGCUCUCAAAGCAGCUGUCCAUAGAAUUCCAGGAGAAGGUAAAGGAGCAGAAGUCGGGUCGUCGACUGGAAUCGACACCCGCCAUGCUGGACAGUCUGCAAGUGCCGGAGCAUCCGACGUCGGUCAGUCCAGAGAGUCUGUCUCGCUCCUCGCCCCGCACCUGUUACUCCCUUGACAUCUCGGACUCGUCGGAGCCCAACUCGCUGAACUCUGGCGACCAGUUCCUCCUCGUGGUCCAGAAGCCCGGAGGCCACGGCCGCAGCAACAGUCUCCCCCCGGAGCAGGGGAGCGAGGCCGACUCGAGUGAUUCCGAAAUGUCCGUCCGAACCGUCGUCCACAAGGAUGUCGCAGGAAAGGUCAAGUUCUUUGAAAAACGAGCUCGACGUAACUCCAGGUCGUCAGAGCGGCAUUCCUCCCGCGGAAGCCGCCUCAAUAUCGAUGAGGUUCCCCAUUACGCAACUCUUCCGUCUCGCCUGAAGCAACAGUCUCAGAACAAACUGUUUUCACCCAACUACCUGCCCGAGAGGUCGGUUUCGUCUGUCAACUUAGCAAACAAGGGGGAAUUAUCGUGGCGAAUUUAUGACAAGGCCAAUCCAGUGAGCUCUUCCUCGAUUCAGCGUCUGUCUGAUCAGCCAAAAGACAAGCGAGAGCAGGUGGAUCCCACUUCUCACUCUCGCUCGUACCUUUACCACGUGAAGACCGGCGACGUGAACCGCCUGAAGGAUCGCUUCGAGAGUCCUGAGGAUGCCCGUCGUCGCGCGCGCUCCCUGCCGGACAUGAACGGUUCUUUGUCACGCGUCACGCCCUCGGGGAAGACUGUGGUACGAGGCCAGGAGGCAGGGGACGUGCAGUACAUGCGCGCCAAGUACGAAGCGCCCAGGCGGUCGCGCAGCCCCGAGCGAUGGCAGCCGAGUCGCGACGAAUACUUGCCCAAAUCUAAGCUGACGAACACCCUUCAGUCCCUGGCGUCCCGUUCGCCGGCAUUCUGCGAGCCAGCGACCGUGGAGAGGCUGGCACGCCGAGACUCCGUCGAGAAAGCAGUGUUACGGCGCGUCCACACGGGGAAUGUGGAAGCCUCCGUCGAUCGCUUGGAGAGCCAGCAGACAGGAUCCGGUGUAUCUAUUAUCGGCCAGAUGUACACCUCUGCGCCCUCGGUAAAUGAACUGGCGAACAUAUCAACCCUGGUCCCCCCGCGGCCGCCGCCGCCGCUCAUGGGGCCACAGAAGCCACAGCGAAUGGCGGUGCGGAGCAACAUCCAGCCGCUCCUGACGUCCACGCCGACGCCGUCGCCGCGAGACGCCCGCGCUGCACACAAGCAGCGAGCCCUCCAGGUGACCGAGCCCGUGUGCUAUCCGCCCUCGCAGCUGCACCCGCCCCCAGGGGCCUCCGCCACCUUCACCCGCUCGUCCUCCUCUGACUACAACGCCGACGCCCAUCGCCCCAAGUCGCGCUACGUCCCCCCCGAGUCGUACGGGUCCCCGGGGAGCGCCCCCCACGCGCGCGGGAGCUGGACCCAGUCCCUGGAGCGGCCUCACCGCGUGACCCGUGCCAUGACCAACACCAACCCCCCCGCGCCCUCCCGAGGCAGUAGCCAUUGCUACACCCUGCGGCGGCACCACCAGGUGCACCACGCCCACCACACCCCCCGCGCCGAGCACCUCUCCCCCUCACAGCCUCAUCCCUACUCCAAUACCUACUCCCAGAUCACGAAGCCAUACCAACCUUACUCCCACAGUCCAGGACGAGACCAGAACUACAACAACAAGGCCGUCUCAUGGAAAGAAUCCCCCUACAAGUACGAGUCCGGGGAGGUGAACAUCCACUACCGAACCCCCGUGAGGAUCGAGCAGAAGGAGGCGAUUCCCGAGGAGGAGCUCGCCCGUCGCCAGGAGGAGCACAUGAAGAAGGUGUACGAGCAAGAGCGACGCAAGAAGUACCUGGCCGAGCUGGAGGACAUCGAGCGCAGGAGACACACCGACAACUUCACACCCCUUCAGAAAUCUCCCAUUCCCUUGAACCGUUACGACGAUGAGAGUAGCCUGGGGACUUUGCGGGGUAACAGAACUCCGGAGCCAAAGCAGGUUGCAAAGGCACUCUACAAUUUCACCGCACAAAACAAGAGGGAGCUAACAUUUAACAAGGGUGAUGUUAUCUUCAUCCGUCGGUCAAUAGACAAGAAUUGGUAUGAAGGAGAGCUGCGUGGAUCUGUUGGUAUUUUCCCAUGCAACUAUGUAGAGAUUGUGCCUUAUGAUCACAUGAAAACCCUGACAAGAAAACCAACUGAAGGACAAGCAAGAGCGAGAUUUAAUUUCCAGGCCCAGACUUCCAUGGAAAUGUCCCUCAGCAAAGGGGAGCUGGUUGUUCUGACCCGUCGAGUCGAUGAAAACUGGUAUGAGGGUCGAAUAGGCGCUCGCAAGGGUAUUUUCCCUGUCUCCUAUGUAGACACCCUGGUGGAACCAGGUCCUGACAGACCUUUGACUCCCAGCUCCUCGCCCAUGCCGCGGCCCGCUCUGCCUGCCGCUAAUCUGCUCUACAAUGGUGCCUCUUCCUACUCCAGCCCCUACUCUACCUUGGGUCGGCCAGGAAGCCAAAAUGAUUCCAGACCUUAUAACCAAUCCCUCACCGUCAACACUCAGCAAGAGCCCGUUGCAUAUCGAGCACUCUACAACUAUAAGCCCCAGAAUGAUGACGAGCUUGAGCUUCUGGAAGGAGAUGUGGUACUAGUGAUGGAGAAGUGCGAUGACGGCUGGUUCGUAGGCACUUCCCGCAGGACUGGUCUCUUUGGCACCUUCCCCGGCAACUACGUGGAAAGGAUCUAAAAGGAAAAAGAAGAAGCAAGAGAAUCUGAAAGCAAGGGAUUUUUAUGCCUGAUUCAUUGGUUGAAUUAUCGUUUUGCAUUACCAUUCUGUCUUGUGUGUGGGGGGCCUCUGGAAUUAUUCGGUAUGGGAGACCUUUUUUUUUUUGUUUUUCUUUCUUUUUUAAAAUAUUUUGUAAACUCACCUUUUUUAAGUGUGGAAGACCUGAGGGUAAUGUAGGAAAAGAUCCUGGCUUAUUUAGGAGAGUUCGAGACCCCAGUAGAUAUCAGUGAAUUUUUUUAUUGAGACUGGAAAAAGAGAUUCAUACUUUUUGAAAAGUUUUCAGGGUAAUUCUAAAUAUUCCAGGAUCUAAAGUGUGAAAUAGAGGUCCUUGUUACUGAAUACUGAAGGGCAGAAAUUUAUGACUGUUAAUUAUGUACAGUGAGUGAGUGGUUUAUCCAUACAUUGAAUUACUAGUUUAUAGAUAUCAGUGAAAGAAAAUGGCAAGUUUUGCUUACAAGAUCUAAUUUUGUGCCAAUAUAUGAUGUUGAAAAUUCUGUAACAUCGCAAAAGAUUAUUUUUGUGACAAUUAUUUUCAGCUGCACAGACAAUCUUAUUUUGUUGUUUAUAACUUUGACAGAUCAUGAAUACCAGUGUCCCAUACACAAAUGUGUAUAAAUAUUGUUGUGUGUUAUGAAACCUAUUUCCUUGUCCAAGAAGAAAAUGGGGUAAACUACGUCCAGGUUUUGUGCAUAAGGCCUGUAGGUGCUGAAAUAUACCAUUUUAGCCUUUGCAGUUGUGUAUAUCAGAAAUAACAUAUAUAUAUGUGUCUCAUUUCUUCAUGUGGAUACAAAAGAUAGCUGUCCUUCAGUAUAGAGGCUCAUUCUUGUCAAAAUGUUUGGUAGUGAACACAAUAUGAGAAUCAUUUCAGGUUUUUGCACGUGUCUAGUCACACCCAAAGUGAAUUUAUUAAAAGAAAUUAUGUAGAUGUCUUGUUACCCUCUGCUGGUGCUUUCUUCUGAUGUAAUGAUCUGUUAUGAAAUAAUAAGUAGAAGUUUGUGGAGCAAAAGUGACCUGUUUAAUUUAUGGAGAUUAUUUCAGGAAUAAUGAUUUGCUCUAGAAACUUUGCAUUAUAUGCACGAUUUCCAGAUUUUUUUCUUUUUUUAAUCUAUAAUGUAAUCAGUGCUUUCCUAAUACUACUCCUGUCUUUAUUGCCUCACUUUUCUGUUUCCUUUUUUUCUUUUUACUUAAUUCACCUCAUUUUAGGCAUGAUAGAUAUUGGAGUGAAUAUGAAUAAUUUAAGACAUAAUGCCUUUCUCAAAUGUUAAAAGAUAAUGUUAAAUCUAUGCCUCGUUAGUUGUAACCAUUCUCCAAAUUAGAGUAUAUGAGUAAGUAUGUAAAAUAAUCAUCUCUGUAAAAAGAUUGGAUACUGUUCUACUAGAAAGGGAUGACAGAGGAUUCAUUUUGGUGGCAAAAGAAUAGCACUUGUUUUGAACAUAGGUGUGUGAAUCACCAACCUUUUUUGAUAUUUAAUGUAAUUUUACAUUUAAGAAAGUCAUUUUUUAUAAUUCCCAUUUUUAUAUUGAGAAGGUUAAAACUGCAAAUGGACUCUUGCCUGUGUGUUUAGAUAUUUUCCGUUAAUGUCACUGAAAUUCAUCUUAACAUUUCUGUUUUCUGAUGGGAGACAACAAGGCAGUGUGGUCAAAGAGAGUGUGGUCCUUCAUAUAUGACGAAGCAUUUAGGUUCGUACAAACUUUUAUAAGCAGACAUUUUCCAUCCAGGUUAAAGUUAGUAAAAUAGCCUUGCUUACUCAGCCUGUGCUGUGUUUAAGUAAUAAGAAAUCGGCCUGUGCUUCGUCUGUUUUAUAUGAACUCGGCCUGUGCUUCCGUAUUUAUCUUCCUCCUAUUACAGCCAAUAUUUUAUUAUCAUGGUUAAGUGCUGUUAGCAUUUAAGAGUUCUCUAGUUUAGCAAAAAAACAAAAAACAAAUUAUCUUUGUAUUUAUUACACCAAAAAUCUUAAUUCAGAUUAAUAAAAUGUUUGCUUGUGUUGAUAAAUCUGAUAUGCUCAGCAGUUAUGAGUGUCGUGGUAUACUUUAUUGCGAGAACUUCACUUCCUCGAGCAGCCGUGUUGUUGUGUUGAAUGAUGAGACUCAUAAUUGCUAAACAUACCAUUUUUUUUAAUAAUAGACUUUAGUUUAACAAGGCACACUACACUAAAUAGGUAGAAUUAAUGCUGGAAAGCGAAUUGAGUUUUGCCUUUACAGAUGUUAUAUUACAAAUUUCAGAGUUGUAAAAUCAAGUGCCUUUUCAUGGUAGAGAAUGUAAUGUUUAGAUCAAAGGAGUUUGCCAGUAGCUGUCUUACCUCACAAUGCAUUAUUUACAUUUUAGCCCUGUGUCCCCUUGAAAAAAAUAUAUUAAUAAAAAAAAGGUUGUCUAAUGUCACCAAUCUGAAUCGCAAAAAAAAAAUAUAUACAUAUAUGAAAAAGGGGUAAUUGUGGGCUUCUUCACUUCUGUAUAAUUCUUUCCUGUUGUUAUGCACAAUUUACUUUAGCUAAUCAUGUAGGUAUAUGAUAAUAAAAUGGAACAAUAA
This is a messenger RNA of Penaeus indicus, 14752 nucleotides long. RefSeq lists its product as uncharacterized. Lineage: Eukaryota; Metazoa; Arthropoda; Malacostraca; Decapoda; Penaeidae. Bases 883 to 12186 code for a protein of 3767 amino acids. Gene Ontology annotation, molecular function: protein binding. The transcript has 31 exons. The record is from RefSeq and is a predicted model, not a curated record.